AUGGUUGACAGUUCUUGUUUCCAAUUAACGCGUCCUGGUGGUACGGCCUUAACUCCUGGACAGAUGCUCGCCGUACUCGAAUCACCAGGAGCCAAAGCAGACCUGCAGCGGGUCUACCGUGAACAUCGCGUGAAAGCAGUCGAACAAUGUGCUACCAGGUCUGGUGCACGCGCUUCACCUGAAGAAAGUACUGCACAGGCUGCAGUACUGACAAUCGCGCUGGCCAUAGGGCUGGUGGCUGCUGGAGCAGCUGUAUCGUUAUGCUGCAUGCACUGCAGUUAUAAAAGACAUAUGAAAAGAAUGCGACCGCCACGCAGAAGAUUUAUUGAAGAUAUUCCAGGUCCUUCAUCAACUUAUCAUGAACCUAUAUAUGUAAUAAAUCCUGGAUCGAUACAACAUAGCAGUUUGUGAUAAAAUUUUUUUAAAUAAAUGUGAAAAUCAAAUAUAAAACAGUUUAUAUAUAACUAGCAAAGUGACAUUGCAAUAUGGUGUUAAUAUAUGUGAAUAAACUAAAAAAAACAAUAUAGAUAUUAGGGUAUUAGUGCUAUAAUAA
Messenger RNA from Ctenocephalides felis (cat flea), 553 nucleotides. RefSeq lists its product as uncharacterized. NCBI's taxonomy places the organism in Eukaryota, Metazoa, Arthropoda, Insecta, Siphonaptera, Pulicidae. The coding region runs from base 1 to 411 and encodes 136 amino acids. The transcript has 3 exons. The record is from RefSeq and is a predicted model, not a curated record.